Molecule: messenger RNA, 2677 nt
Organism: Baudoinia panamericana UAMH 10762
Lineage: Eukaryota; Fungi; Ascomycota; Dothideomycetes; Mycosphaerellales; Teratosphaeriaceae
Exons: 3
Coding region: 228-2282 (684 amino acids)
Cellular component (GO): SBF transcription complex; MBF transcription complex
Molecular function (GO): transcription regulator activity; DNA binding; protein binding
Source: RefSeq, a predicted model, not a curated record
CGAAAGGCGCACGGUCACCCAUCCGCCGCACGGAUACGACAUCGCCAUCGCCAUCGCAGGUACAAAUAGUGGCCCAAGACGCCGGCCGCAUCCCUCCUCCACCUCCACCAACAUUACAACACCUUCGCUGAACAUACCAACUGCGAGCGCUGAGCGUCGCUGAUUGGAGCGCAUACUAUACCGUACUGCGACAUAUACGCAUCGCUUGGGCACGGGUGAAGGGCAACAUGGCAGGCCGCGGCGGGCAGACCAUCUAUGCAGCAACAUAUAGUAAUGUUCCAGUAUAUGAGUUCAAUAUCGCGGGCAAUCAUGUGAUGCGCCGACGGUCCGACAACUGGAUCAAUGCUACGCAUAUCCUCAAGGUCGCCGACUAUGACAAGCCGGCGCGGACGAGAAUCUUAGAGCGGGAAGUGCAGAAAGGCGUGCAUGAGAAGGUACAGGGCGGCUAUGGAAAGUACCAAGGGACGUGGAUCCCGCUGGAAGACGGCAAGGCACUAGCUGCCAAGAAUGGUGUGCUCGAGAAGCUCAUGCCCAUCUUCAGCUUCGUGCCUGGUGACCGCAGUCCACCGCCGGCUCCCAAGCAUGAGACCGCCGCAUCCACGAAACCCAGGGCGCCACGAGCGCCACCGCAGCAGCGCAAAGCUCCGCAAGCUCCCAUGUAUCAACAUGCGCAGGACUACGAGCGACUUGACGUCCGAGACGGCGAGACCAUGGAGGAUGAUGCUGUAGCUUCAGAGUCCCAGUUCGACGAGUACGAUAUGCCACAGCAGUACACCGGCGGCUCGCGUAAGCGAAGGCGAGUUGAGGAGCAGUUGUCACAAGCCGAACGCGAGCACACAUUGUGGGGUGAAGAUCUACUAGACUAUUUCAUGCUCCAAGACGGCACCAUGGACGCCAUACCUGCCUACCCGCCGCCUCCGCCGAACGCAAAUCUGGACCGCGCGAUCGACGAGAAAGGCCACAACGCCCUCCAUUGGGGUGCAGCGAUGGCCGACAUCGAAGUCGUCAAAGACCUGAUCCGACGUGGCGCGAGCAUAGACGCCCAGACCAAGACGGGCGAGACACCGCUCAUGCGCAGCGUCAUCUUCACUAACAGCUUCGACAAGCGAAACAUGGACAAGAUCGCGGAGUUGCUGGUCCGCACUGUCAACAUGCAGGAAUGGCUGACUGGGCGUACCGUCUUCCAUCAAAUCGCAAACAUCACGCAAAGCAAGAAGAAGUACGACUGUGCGCGCUAUUACAUGGAUUGCAUCCUUAACAAGAUGGUUGAGGUCCUCAGUCCGGAUCAGGUAGAGCGCAUUCUCAACGAGCAAGAUCGUGAUGGCGACACAGCAAUCACCAUCGCCGCCAGAAAUGGUGCCAGAAAGUGCGUGCGGAGCCUGAUUGGUCGCAACGCGGCAGUAGACAUUCCCAACCACAGCGGCGAGACAGCCGACCAGCUAAUAGUACAACUCAACUACCGCCGACAGGAGCGAAACAGACAGCUAAGCUCUUCGCCCUACCAAGCCGACGGCCUUCCAUCAGCGACGAGUGGCGCAGUCCAACCACUCAACGACAGCAUACCAUUCAACUCACUAGUGCCACACUCCUCCUUGCCAAUCAAUGGCAUCUCCUCCCAACCUAACGGCGCACCCAGCGAAGUGUAUAGGUCCGAAGCGGCGCUCACCCUCACAACCUCCGUCCUUCCCACAGUCAUCACCAAAGGCCGCAGCAUGGCCAGCGCGAUGGACGCUCAAGUCGCAGACAAAGAUGCCGAGCAUCAGGAAGCGCAACGAGUCCAUACAAUGCGGAACGGGGAGCUGGACGCCAUGCGGCGGCAAGCGGAAGAGUACCGCGUCAAGGAGAUGGAGCAGACUUCCGGCGGCAUCGAAACUGACGACCAACUACUCCAAGCGUUGGACGAGCUGACCCGGGAAUGCGAAGGUCUCACGGAGGAGGAAGAACGUUUCGCUCUCGGCGAGCUCAUCAAGGCUAACCUUUCAUCACCUCCACAUCCUGAUCGGAACAUCGCCGCCGAAGACCACGAAGCGAUGAUCCGCGAAAAGUUUUUAAUGGCGCGAGAAAUCACACAGCUCCACCACGAACGCCGCGAGCUGAUACGUGCUCUCGUGCAGAACGUGGCAAGCGCGAGUGAAGGCGAGGAUAGACAUCUCAUGUACAAGCGGCUAAUCACGGGAGCGUUAAACGUGCGCGAGGAGGAUGUGGAGGGUAUGUUACCGGAGAUCGUGAAUGAGCUCGAGGAAUGGAAGGGGAUGGAGGCUGCUGCUGCUGCUGCGGCAUAGGAGGCUUGCGGGCAGGUGUGUACAGGAACCACGACGGGGGUCGUACGAAGAGUAACGUAUAUCAUAGACUUGCGGCCAUUAUUCGCGUUUGUACGUGAUGGUGGAGGUAAAUAUUAGACCAUCAGUCAACCAGCCAACCGGAGUCUGGACAGCAGUUCGGGCCGGGAAACGAGCUCAGAAGCCAGUGUCGCAUCCAUCAACCAUCGACAUGGUUGUCCAUGACUAGCAUAUGGGCAAGAUCCUUCGAGUAGCCUUGAGAAAUGUCGGCGACUGCACAGACUCCUUCCUUGACACAGCCGGCUUCGACUUCUGCGUGUGCCAUGCGUGUCCGCGAGCUUAAGCCGAGCCGCUUAACCACGAGUCUUCUGUCCCUAACGUGGCAAGUAUUACUCGCC